AUGGCGAUGGCGCCGCCGUCGGCCACUCCAUCAGGAACUGGGAGCAGGGGCACCGAUGUGGAUGGAGAAACUGAGCUCUCAUUGGAGGAGAGACAGGACGUUCAAACUCGGAAGGCUGCCACGCCCUCUGUCCUCUGCGCCUUCUUCCACACCACGCUCCGCUCUGCCUUUUCCAUUGCCCUUCUCCACUUCGUUGCCAUGCCAGCCCAAGCCCAAGCCCAAGACCCUCCACAGAUGGCGUCUCCGUCCGCGCCGCCGCCGCCGUCCUCGUGGGUCAUCCUCGGUAGCAUCCCAAGUGUCUCCACGCCGGCGGACGGCGGCGACGCCUCUGUCGCGCUCACGGCGCCGCCGCGCGUCUCGAUCCUCACCGUCACCCCGCGCGUCUUCCCGGAUCCGCCAACGCCCCACUUCUUCCCCUUCGUCCUCGCCGCCGACCCCUCCGGCCUGCUCCUCCUGCAGGCCAACCUGCGCUGCACCCCGACCCGUCAACUCAUCGACCAACCUGGCCAAGAAGGCGUCAUGUGGAAGUACAACAACUCCCGCUACUUCGUGCUCGACGCCACCACCGGCUCGGCGUUCCACCUCCCGGACCCCGACCCCCAGCCCCAGCUCACCAUCCUGCACCAGGCCCUCCUCGGCCUUGUCGUCUCCCCUGGCGGCGGCGGCCACUACAUGGUCGCGGAGCUCCAGCCCUUCAUCGGCACCGACACGGCCACGCUCCUCUGCUUCUCUACAGAGGUCGGGGAGUGGGUCGCGAAGGCCGUCCAUUACCCUCUCCCGCCGCGGUCGUGGGCUGCCACCUGCGCGCUCUCGCACCGCGGGAGGCUCUGGUGGGUCGACCUCUCCUGGGGCGUCCUCACCUGCGACCCCUUCGCCGACGACCCGGUCCUGGGCUUCAUCCCGUUCCCGCCGGACAGGGUGCUCAGGUGCAGGGAAGCUUGGGGAGUCACCGACCAGUACCGCUGCGUCGGGGUGAGCGACGGCAAGCUGCGCUUCGUGGACACGUACUACAUGGGCAAGCGUCGUGCUCGUCCCACCGUGAGCGUCUGGACGCUGGCGGAUCCAGACUCAGCAGAGUGGACGCUGGAGCACGAGGUGACGUUCACAGAGAUCUGGGCCGAUCAGAGCUACAAGGCCACCAGGCUGCCCAAGAAGAUCCCCACGCUCGCGCUGAUUCACCCCAAGAACCCCGACGUCGUCUACUUCUUUCUGGAAGAGCACCUCUUUGGUGUUGACGUGCGUGCUCGCAAGGUGGUGGAGUGCGAGGUCUAUGGCCUGGUUGCGCCGCCCAGCUGCUGCAUCGCCACCCGCUUCGUUCGGGCAUGGGAGCUGCCGCGGGCACUCUCCUCAGGUACCAAUCAACAAUCGUUCAUUUCAUUUGUCCCCUGUUUUUAUGUCUGCUGUCCAUUGAUCUGGUUGUCCCCUGUUUUGUUUAAGUAG
Messenger RNA from Lolium rigidum, 1440 nucleotides. RefSeq lists its product as uncharacterized. The record is from RefSeq and is a predicted model, not a curated record. NCBI's taxonomy places the organism in Eukaryota, Viridiplantae, Streptophyta, Magnoliopsida, Poales, Poaceae. Bases 1 to 1440 code for a protein of 479 amino acids. The transcript is spliced from 3 exons.